AUGUGCCUUUCUCCCUCCCUGCUUGUUCGCCGCCAAUGUUGCCAGACAAGGGCCCGUCUCAGCAGACAAUACCAUGCGCGGCUCUCGGCUUUCCAUGACCCCGUUCGUCGGUCGAGGAGGCUGACCAACAGUCAAUGUUCCUAUAUCUCCCAGUCACGAUCAAACCUGCCGAGUGCCCGGCGCAGCUCCCAUUCACCUCCGACAACACCACCGCUCGCGGCGACGGCCCAAGACCCUGCGACGCAUUACAGCCCGCCGACGACAGGCAUAGUCGCAUCUUUACCGAAAUCGUGGAUUCCCUACGCUGAGUUGAUCCGACUGGACAAGCCCACGGGCACGUACUACCUCUUCUUUCCCACGCUCUUCUCCACCCUCCUUGCGGCGCCAAUGGCAGUCGGUGUCACUCCACUACAGGUGCUCGGGACGGCGGGGCUCUUCUUCAGCGGCGCAGUGGUCAUGCGAGGCGCCGGGUGCGCGAUCAAUGAUCUAUGGGAUCGCAACCUGGAUCCUCACGUCGAGCGCACCAAGUUCCGGCCUAUUGCAAGAGGCGCCCUCUCACCACCAAAAGCCGUGCUGUUCACGGGCUCGCAACUACUGGCUGGACUCGGCAUUCUUCUUCAAUUCCCCUCCCAAUGCCUCUGGUAUGGGAUUCCCAGCUUGCCGAUUGUGGUGGCUUAUCCGCUCGCAAAACGCUUUACCAACUAUCCUCAAUUUGUACUGGGACUUGCAUUCUCAUGGGGGGCGAUCAUGGGAUUUCCCGCAUUGGGCGUGGACCUGCUCACUAACCAGGAUGCCCUCAUCGCUGCGGGUGCUCUCUAUUCCAGUUGCAUCGCCUGGACGGUUCUGUACGAUAUGAUAUAUGCACAUAUGGACAUCAAAGAUGACGUGGCCGCGGGGAUCAAGUCGAUUGCCCUGCGCCAUGAGCACAACACCAAGGCUGUGCUGACGGGGCUGGCAGCAACCCAAGUGGCGCUGCUGGCGACAGCAGGUAUGGCCGUGGGCUGUGGGCCAGUGUUCUUCGCAGGCAGCUGCGGCAGCGCUAUUCUGUCGCUGGGACUCAUGAUCUGGAAGGUCCAGCUGAAGAGUGUGCCGAAUUGCUGGUGGUGGUUCAAGAACGGGUGUCUGCUGACGGGGGGAGGGAUCACCUUGGGCUUGCUCGGCGAGUAUGCGGCGCAAUCCCUUGGUCUGUACGAUAGCACGCUAUCCUCGGAGCAGCCGGGGUCAACUCAAUGA
Messenger RNA from Penicillium riverlandense, 1233 nucleotides. Its product is annotated as putative para-hydroxybenzoate-polyprenyltransferase Coq2. Bases 1 to 1233 code for a protein of 410 amino acids. Gene Ontology annotation, molecular function: 4-hydroxybenzoate polyprenyltransferase activity. Gene Ontology annotation, cellular component: mitochondrial inner membrane. Lineage: Eukaryota; Fungi; Ascomycota; Eurotiomycetes; Eurotiales; Aspergillaceae. The transcript has a single exon. The record is from RefSeq and is a predicted model, not a curated record. Gene Ontology annotation, biological process: ubiquinone biosynthetic process.